Molecule: messenger RNA, 741 nt
Organism: Paramecium primaurelia
Lineage: Eukaryota; Ciliophora; Oligohymenophorea; Peniculida; Parameciidae
Source: the annotation of a GenBank genome assembly
AUGGAGUUAAAUGCAUAAUAGUUAUCUGAAAUUAAAUAAGAACUCAAGAAAUUCUCUUCAAUCCCAAUUUCAAAAUCUUAUUCAUUAAUUGCUUAAAUUUAUAAGAGUGAUAUUGAAACUUAAGCAUUAAUUGAUAGCGAGAUAACAAAAAGUAUUGUACGUAUAGGACAUAAAAAAUAUACAGAAGAUGAUGAAGAGAAAUAUGCAAAAGCUAUAAAAAUAUGUAGAAAAUUAGUGAAAUAAUGGAAAUAAUUAAUUAUAACAAAUGAUUAAGCUAUUACAGAUCAUAUUAAAAAAGAUGAGUCUAAGAAAGAUUUAUAAAGAAAUGUAUAAAAAUAAAAAUAAGUGAAAGUUGAUGAACCUAUAAUCUAAAAGAAAGUGAAAUAAGAAUAAGAGAAAAAAGAUAUUAAACCAAUUUAGCAUAAAAAUGGAAAUUCACUUAAUACAAAAUUAUAAAAUAAUGAUAGUUAAAAUGGGAGUGGUGAAUUUGUAGAUGAUGAAAAAAGAAAAAAGGCUGUUGAAGGAUUAAAGAAAUAUUUUUAUCAAUAGACAUAAAAUGAAGAAGUGGAAUGGUCAAAAAAAAUAGAAUAAACAAUUUAUGAUCUUUACAAAUAAUAAGUUUAGAAUUAUAUGGAUAAAGUAAAAUCAGUUGUAAAAUUGAUUGAUAGAAAUGCAGAAUUUAGAAGUAAAUUAUUGAAUGGUGAAUAUGAUCUUGUGUCUGAAAUUAGAAAAUUAAAAUGA